Molecule: messenger RNA, 4407 nt
Organism: Lodderomyces orthopsilosis Co 90-125
Lineage: Eukaryota; Fungi; Ascomycota; Pichiomycetes; Serinales; Debaryomycetaceae
Gene: DOT1
Product: histone methyltransferase
Exons: 1
Coding region: 1-4407 (1468 amino acids)
Biological process (GO): DNA repair; regulation of transcription regulatory region DNA binding; DNA damage checkpoint signaling
Cellular component (GO): nucleus
Molecular function (GO): histone H3K79 methyltransferase activity
Source: RefSeq, a predicted model, not a curated record
AUGAAGUGUUGGUUUGAUUACUUGCUUGGUAAAGAUACUACACCAAAAGUUGAGGAAGAAUUGAUCAACAACAAGAGCAAACAACCUCGAUCGCACCCUACAACCAUGGAAACGUCAGAAACUACACCAUCAAAUCUAAUAAGAGAAUUAGCCUGUCUGGAUCAACCACUAAGUAAGAUAGUAAAUGACCAUUCAGAAACACCUUGGACGCAGGUGAUGCAAGUGUGUCGAGAAAUUCUACUGAGUGGUGAAAAUAGUACAAAUCAAUUGGUUGAAAGAAAAAUAAUUGUGCAACAAAUACUACAUCCAAACAAACAACCUACACCUGAUAUUGAACUAGACACCUCAAUAAAAGAUGAGGUUGAAGCAGCUAUCACGAGACUAAGACGUGCUGGCUUGGACAAUUCAGUGAUUGAAAAAAUAUGUUCAAAUUCAAACUCUAAUGUCAUCAAAUUGAUAUCAAACAAUAAGACAAAAUAUAAUAAUGGGAAAAAAAUAUGGCAGAAAUGGACACAAGAAGAGGACAGGUUGUUAUGGAUGUUAAGAAUAGAAGAGAAAUUAGAAUGGGAUGUGAUUGUGUCUUUGAUUCGCAGUCAUUCAGAAAACGCAUGCAAGCAUAGAAUCAAUGGGAUGAUGUUAAGUGAUGAUGUACAACAUUCCAGCUUAGAAGAGGAAGAGGAAGAAGAGCAAGUGUCUACUGACAGAAGCUCUCCGACAUUACAGGCAAGAAUCACGAAUAGGUCCUCAAGGGUGUCCAAUAGCGAAGCUACUUCACCUAUUAGUGCGAAUGCCAGAGGUUGGAAGUGGACACCAGCGGAAGAAAAGUUGUUGUGGGAGUCAAUUAUUGUACGAAAUCUUAACUGGAACACAGUAUUGCCACUAUUCCCAAACAGGUCGGAGUCAGGCGUUAAAGCGAAAUUAUGGGACCUUAAAAAAAAGCAUGUUUGUACUGCUCCCAAAUCAAGUCACUCUCCCGAAAAAUCAUUCAACCGAAUGAGACCAAUUACAGGUGACCAACAUUUCAGCUCAGAGGAAGAUGAAGAGCCUCACGUACGCCAAUUUUGGACUGACGAGGAGGAUGAGUUAUUAUGGGAAUUGAAAACAGAAAAACAACUUUCUUGGGAGGAUAUUGUACUACAUUUUGAGCAUCGUACACAGUAUUCGUGUCAAAAUAGGUUUGCUCGUAUAUUCGAAAGGUUUACAACGAAACAAGCACCUACCACGAAAAAUCCCUCAAAAUUACAGACAAGAACUACGAAUGAAUCCUCGAGAGCAACCAAUGGAGAAGCUGAUCAGCAUAUUAGCACGAAUACCAAGCGCAUGAAGUGGACACCAGAGGAUGAGGAAUUGUUGUGGGAGCUCAGGGAGUUACACAAUCUUGAUUGGAACGAAAUAUAUCCCUCAUUUCCAAACAGGGAACAUACUGCAGUUCAAACAAAAUAUUUUGAACUUAGAAACAAAUACGGAAAUAUUGCUUCCAAACCAAAAGCUUUAUCUAAAAAAUCAAUUAGAGCUUCAAGCAAACAGAGGCAUACCGAAAUUGUAAAACAAAUCAAGCGGUCAGCUUCAGAACCCACGGAGGAAGAAAAGUUACGCGAAUGUAUUGAGGUUGACCUCACAAAGGGAAACUUAUCAUAUUGUUUCCCAAAUUAUGCCAUUGGAGAUUUAUGCACACGUAUUGAAAGUCAUCCUGAUUUUGUUGAGAAAUCGUUAACUAUAGGAGAAAAGAGUUUAAUGACUGAGCAAGUACAUAAAGGAGAUACAGUUGAAGAAAUAUAUUCUGAUUAUCCGUUGAGGUCGAAAUCAUUUGUCGAUCUAAAAUAUAAGGAGAUUGCAUACACUAGUCUGAGAAAAAUAAAGUUCAAAACCCGAGAGGAAAGAUUGUUAUAUGAAGCUGGUAUGGCAUACCUUGGAAGCGGACCUUCAAAACGGAGUACUAGAAGAAGUGCGGGCUGUGAUGUUGACUUUGAUAAACUUGAGGAAUUGGAACAAAAAGCAAGUAGGAUUGCCCCACCUCCAAAACCUAAAAUUGAUCCUGAAGUUGCGGCUGCCAGAGCUAAAGCAAGGCUCGAAGCACAAGAGAGAAAGAAGGCUGAAAGGAGACGCAUAUAUGAAUUGGCCAAAGCUAGAAGGUUGGCGAACCCACGGGAUUAUUCGAAAAAAUCUUCGUCUCCACUAGUAAGUCUCAACCUCAUUAAACAGUUGAGUGAAAGUGCUGAAUAUUUCCAAACUGUAACUGGUGACAGACAAAAAGUUCAAGAGGGUGCUAAGCGAAAACGUACUCAAACUGUUCUUUUCUCCCCUGUUAUUGAAGUGAAAUUGAAAACUAGAGCUCGUCAAGCUCAAAAAUGGGAGUUGCGAAGAAAGUUGAAGGAGGAAGCAAGAUUGAAAAGGGAGUUGCAAAGAAAAUCAAAGAAAUUGACAACGAAGAAGAAGAGAAAGCUUAAUAAAAAAGGAAGACAUAGUUUUGAUGAUGAAUAUGAAGAGUUUAGUGAUUUCGAUUUACGCAGUGUGGAGCCGGAAUCUCAACCGGAAGAAGAGGAAGAAGAAAAUCAUAUCAGUCCCUUCGAUCCUCCAGAUAUCAACGCUGAUACAUUAGUGCCCUUGAAUGAUCGUCAUUUGUUUUUUAAAUCGAUUUAUGAACAGGAGGAGAACGUUACAUUACCUGAAUUGGAAUUUAGGCAUUUGCGAGAAGAUGAAACUGCAAAGCAAGCGAUGACAACCAAUGAUGGCUCUAUCUUAUAUGAUGAUGAGCUUGCUGCUGAUGUAGUUGGGUCGCAUAGAAAAUGUUAUCGUGAUAUGCCAAUCUCGUUCCCUCAAUAUUCCACCACUCCGGCAUCAUCAUCAAAUGGCAGUACCAAUAUCAACUACGCCAAUAGUGUCAAGAUCCGGUUCUUUUUGUACCCGCAGCAUUGUGAACUGUUUGUGCUUGCCGAACCAAAGGAUAAUGAAUUAGACCCAGUGCAUGAAAUCAUCAAGGUGUUUAUGAUCCAUUAUGCGUUGUAUUUUGAUUACUCACCAACUAUCAAAACCUAUAUCAAUGAAUUAUGCCACAAGUUGGAAUUGGCAAUUGAAGCUAAUGAUUUUAGUGAGUUUAUGUAUGUUAUUGAUACUUGGAAUACGUUGAUGUUGAGGUUAUCUCCUAACGAAGAAGCAGUUGCCAGGAUUAUGGAAACUGGCGAUGACAUAAAUGCUGGUGCAAGAUCAUUACUUAACGAAUCGGAAAUUAGACAAGUCAGGAAUGAGGAUUUGAAUUUGGAAAUGUUUUACAAUGAAAUUUGCUUUGAAUCAAUAAGUCCUGUUUAUGAACCGAUUCAAGGUGAAGUUGAAGUCAUUGAAGAUGAUGUAGAUGCUGAUAUUUCAAUUGGUAAAAUUGAGCCACCUCGAAAUAAGUCACCACAGGAGAGAGAAAUGAAUUUCAUCAAGCCAUCACAUUAUAAGUCAGACUUGUUUAAACGAUUACGCGAAAAAACAUCAUUAUCUCGAUACGCAAUCCAACAAAUCCUUGUUCGUGUUUAUUCACGAAUCGUUUCCACAGAUUCAAGAAAAUUACGAUCUUAUAAAGCAUUUACAGCUGAAGUCUAUGGAGAGCUACUCCCUUCAUUUACAAGUGAAGUUUUGGAAAAGGUGCAGUUGAAACCAACGCAGAGAUUUUACGAUUUAGGAUCUGGUGUAGGAAACACUACGUUACAAGCUGCAUUAGAAUUUGGAGCUUGUUGCUCUGGUGGUUGUGAAAUCAUGGAUCAUGCUUCAAACUUGACUACAUUGCAAGAAAAUUUAAUACAAAAGCAUUUGGCGGUGUUUGGAUUAUCUCCGUUAAACUUGAAAUUUGCUUUGAAACAAUCAUUUGUAAACAAUGAACAAGUUCGUCAAGAUUGUCUUGCUUCUGAUGUAUUAAUCAUCAACAAUUAUUUAUUUGAUGGUGAUUUGAAUGAUGCUGUGGGUAAAUUACUUUAUGGUAUAAAGCCAGGGACAAAGAUUAUCAGUUUGAGAAAUUUCAUUAGUCCUAGGUACAGAGCUACAUUCAACACCGCAUUUGAUUUCUUUUCGGUGGAGAAACAUGAGAUGAGUGACAUUAUGUCCGUUAGUUGGACAGCAAAUAAAGUGCCGUAUUAUAUUUCCACGGUGGAAGAGACUAUUCGACCAGAAUAUUUAGGAAGGGAGGAGUUGUUGGGAGAAUUGAUGUUGCAUGCGGGUAUGUUAUCGAAAUCGACAACCCCGUCCAUUGGUGAUGUUGGUGAUGCAACUCGUGGAAUCGGCCGCGAUUAUGAUGAAGAAGAUGAAGGAAGUGAGAGUGUACAUGCUAUGGACGUCGACGGUCGUGGUGGUGAUGGCGUCAAUGGUGAUGGCGGUGAACUGACGCCACCUACCGAUCACAAUUCGGAACCCGAAAAUGACAAGAAUUAA